Closterium sp. Yama58-4 is the source of this 393-nucleotide messenger RNA. The record is from the annotation of a GenBank genome assembly. Lineage: Eukaryota; Viridiplantae; Streptophyta; Zygnematophyceae; Desmidiales; Closteriaceae.
AUGGUGGGGGCAAGACUCACGAUGUCGAAGCUACAAAUCCCGCCGAGCGAGCUGGAGAAAAGCCUAUUGUGGCGCCAAGCCACACUUCCGGUCCGGUUGGGGGAUCCCAUUUCUGAAACUCCGGCCGUGUACCUUGCCUCGACUGCAGCGGCGCACCUCCUGCUGCAGCAACUGAACCUGCCGCCGGACCACUUAUUUCACAUGGCUGGUGAACUGCUCUCCCCCGCAUGGACCCCACCUCCUCCCCAAGUCAACCCACUGACCACACUGGAGGCAUGGCUCUCAGCACAGGCACAGGAGGUCCUCCGCAGCUACAGGGAGGACCACAAGGGCACGGGCAAUCUGCAGCCGGGGCUCUUUAAAGCCAUCAACACACACAAGGCUGCCCACUAG